AUUCAUGUUCUGCAACAGGCUAACGAGGCUAUGCUAACUCAAAAAGUCACUGGCAAACACAACCUUACCUGUGUCUAUAAGGGUUUUGGAUUUCUACUCUUAGUGACUGGUUCCUGGAAUAACUGUCACCAAGCAGUGUGACGGCAUGUCAGGACAACCCUCAACUAUGAACCAGCUCCUGUAAAAGUCACGUGGUCUUGUUACAAACCAUAACAAAAUGUCCUCUCUGGAUCGGAAGCGUGAUAAAUCCAAUCCGUUCACCCUAACUUCCAGCACCCAGAGGAAGACCAGCGCAGAGAUUGUCAACGAAGCUCGUCAGUCGCUGCGGACCCUACGCACACAGCGACCUUUUACCCCCAGAGAGAACCACAGGCAGCUGUUUGGGAAUAGCUUAACCCGCGCCCUCCAUGAGGGGCGACCUCCGUCCGCAUUCAGCCUCCACUCUCGGAACUUUGACUCGCCAGAAUCCAGGCCAGGUUCCGGAAAUCGCCUCUCUCCACUAAAUCAUAAGCCCAGGUUGCCUUUGGGUCCUGAUGAGGAGCCCGUCAUCCCCAAGACUCUCCCCAGACCCCCCUCCAACCCUCUGGAGCUGAGGGAAGGUGGGGGGUGGCCAGGGGGGAGGGCUCGCAUCCUCAGAGCUGGGUCUCUGACCACACUGCCUCCUGUGUCGAGGCCGAGACAGAUGAGGGAGACAGUACACCCAGACUCCAGCCCAGAGCAGAAGGAGCUGUUAGCCAGGGGGAGGGACAGGAGACCCCCCAGGACUGAGUUCCCUGGGGGUCCAGAGAAGGAUCAGAUCAGCUUCCCCAGACCAGCCCUUCGCAGGACAAGCAGCGAAAGUGGAAUUAGAUGUCCUCCCAGUUGUGUCGUCUCAUCCAACGCACCAGCCAAGCAGAGUGCAUCAGCCAGAAAAGAGUUCAAUCCUGGAGACAAAGCAGGGUGCCAGGAGGACCUGGACGAUGCCCUGGUCUGGGACAGCGACAUAGCUCCUCUCCUUCUGAAGCUGGAGUGUGUUGCUGCAGGUGGAGCUGAGGACUCUGUGGAUAGCCUGUGUGACGUGUGCAACCGUCUCCAUGGCGCCCUGGCGGAGCGAGGCAUGCUGGGUCGGCAUUGCAAGAAGAGGGCGGGACUACUCAGGGCACUGUUCCGCCUGAUAGACCUCAACUCCGCCCAGCUCAAUCUCCAUCUCGUCAAACUGUGCCUAGCGCUGAGUGUAAGUGGUAACAACCUGCUGAACAUCUGUAAACUCAUGUUCAAGAUCAGCCAGAGUGAGAGCAACGACACCUUCUUCCACGACAACUCCAUCAUUGACUCCCUGCUGUGUGUGCUACACAGUGAGGAUGUGAGUGUGUCCGCUGAGGCUCUUCUCUACUGUGUUGGCACUCUGAAGUUCCUGUCUGGCAACAGCUCCCUUGUCAGGCUCCUAUUGGUUAAGGACUGUAUGGGUGUGGCCUCCCAGCUCAUAAAGAAGCUCCACCCAGUGUCCCAGCCAUGCCACUCCCAGCUGACAAUGGCAGGACACAUCCUGGUGCAGCUGACUGCAACCCUUAGGAACCUGGCUGAUCUCUCAGAUUCCCGCCCUCUCUUUAUCAACCACGGCAUCCUAUCAGAGCUCUGCCUGGUGCUCCACUAUCACCACGGAGACCAGGACAUCUGCACCAACAUUGCCAGAAUAUUCAGUAAGCUGUCGUCCUACCGGGAGUGCUGCCUGGCCCUGGCCCAGACCCCCGCCUGCUACCACCUAUUUAUACUACUGCUGAGCAAACACCAGUGGAAACAGGACAUGGUGGUGCGCCUGCUCUUCAUUCUGGGUAACCUGGCGUCCCGGAGCCAGGAGGCCAGGGAGCAGCUGUACCAGACCCCACAGUGUGUGGAGGUUCUCCUGGACCUCUACCACACCUACCAGGAGAGACGGGAAUCUCCCACCACCCCAGACCAGACCAGGGACCCAACCAUGGGCCCCCUCAAGCCCCCCACGCCCCGAGCCCAAGCCAGGGACUCUGGAGCAGGGGGCCAGGAUGUCCUGGUGAAGCUGGUGAGGGUGCUGGCUAACAUGUCCAUCCACUCAGCUGUGGGCCCAGCGCUGGCUGCCAGCACCCCCUGUGUACAGCUGCUGCUAGACACACUGGAGCUAGGGUGUUCACCGGAGAACGAGGAGCUCCUGGUGAACGUGGCGGCCACCAUCAACAACCUGUCAUACUACCAAGGAAGCAGCUCUGUGGUCCGAGCCAGACAACUGCCCAUUGCCAAGAUGAUGUUGAAGCUGCUUCUCAGCUCCAGUAUGGAAGCAGUCCUGGAGGCCACCCGUGUGUACGGAAACCUGUCCCAGUCCAGGGACGUCCGGGACUUCAUCAUGCAACACCAGGUGCACCUGUUUGUGCUGACUCUGCUGGACUCAAAGAGUCCCGAUGUGUGUUUCUCUGCCUGUGGGGUGCUCAUCAACCUAGCCCUGGACCCCUUCAGCAGAACCACACUGACACACCAGGGGGCUGCCACCAAGCUGGCAGACUGUCUGAGGGUCUUUGGGCCUGUGGACUGGCAGCUGGGGGCGCUGGUGUGUCAGACCCUGUGGAACCUCCUGGAGGUGGGGGGGUCAGAGAGAGAGUCCCUCCAGACACUGGACGACCAGGAGAGAGGGGCCCUGCUGGACAUCCUCAGUCUGUACCUCGAUGAAAGAGAGGCUCUGCAGUGGACCCCCAGUGACGAUAUGAGGGACUUUCACCGGGCAUGCUGGGAGUCAGAGUUCUUGCCAGUGGCUCAGAGGCUCAGGAGCAGGAUCCAGUCUGGGACUGCCUGACGGGUUAAGGAACUGGCUGACUGGCUGCUGGCAGUGGCUUGCUUAUUGUUGGACUGAUUGACCGGCUGGUAUAUUAACUGAAUGAGACUGAAUCACUUACUGACUGGCUGAUGGACUGGGUAGCAGAGUGACUGUCAGGCUGACCAGUUAACGGAUCGACUGUCUGACUGGUUAGCUGACUGGCUAAUCUUUUCAAGACCUGUUCCUAAUUGUGUUGCCCUGUGUGCCUCUUUGCAGUGCGCGUUGUCUGUCGUGUACCUCCCCUGUAGUGAACCCCCCCUGUAGUAUACCUCCCCUGUCAUGUACUUCCGCUGUUUUGUACUUCCUCUGUUGUGUACUUCCUAUGUAGUGUACUUCUUCUAAAGUUUCUAUAAAGGUACUUCCUCUGUAGUGUAUUAUUUGUAACAAAAUACUAAACAUGGCUGCAUUUGGGAAGUAAGUCUGUCUAUAUAUGUCUCCAUGCACUUUAAUCCUACAUUCCCAGAAUUCCCUGAUGAGAAGAGCUCUGAGCCUCCUGGUGAUCUGUCACAAGCUGUUUGCACUUUGAAAUUUGAAGCCAAUAGAAUCAUUUCUAUAUUGAAUGUGCGAUGUUGUAUAUGUUUGUUAGUGUGCCUUCAUGAUUAUUUUACCAAAAUAUCUCAAUUGAAUUGCUGAAGAUGGGAAAAUGUUUGUAAUCUGGAGAAUAGUGGAACAUCUACUGUACAUAAUAAACCACACAGUAAAAACA
Molecule: messenger RNA, 3524 nt
Organism: Hypomesus transpacificus
Lineage: Eukaryota; Metazoa; Chordata; Actinopteri; Osmeriformes; Osmeridae
Gene: armc2
Product: armadillo repeat containing 2
Exons: 18
Coding region: 218-2797 (859 amino acids)
Biological process (GO): cilium organization; sperm axoneme assembly
Molecular function (GO): protein binding
Source: RefSeq, a predicted model, not a curated record